Molecule: messenger RNA, 375 nt
Organism: Blastomyces dermatitidis ER-3
Lineage: Eukaryota; Fungi; Ascomycota; Eurotiomycetes; Onygenales; Ajellomycetaceae
Exons: 1
Coding region: 1-375 (124 amino acids)
Source: RefSeq, a predicted model, not a curated record
AUGCCUUACAACGUCUACCUCAUCAAGUCCACAGGCAUGCCACGAGACCACCAUGCGCUUUUUGUGGAAACAAACCCUACCACCGGCUCCGGCCAUGUUUACCAAGUUACUGGCAAUAUACAGAAUGGCAUGAUCUUCGAAGACAAGCCAGGCGAACCACCUGAGCAACAACCCUCUUUCCAUAGUAAAACACUCCUUGGUACUGUGCAGGGAAAUUACGAGAAACCGUUUAAGGACAUCUGUUUGGGCAUUCAACCACCGAAGAAGCAAUUUGAUGGGCCGCGGAGGCUGUAUCCAGACGAGCCAAUUCGAAGAUGUCAGGAGUGGACGGCACAGGCGAUGCGGGAGUUGGGGAUGGCAGGGGUUCUGUUGUGA